AUGUUCCGUCUCCGUGCUUCCCGCGCUACACUCUUCCUCUCUUUCCUCUUAGUCCUAGCUGCCUCUCUCAUCUUCCUCUCACCUCACGGUCAUCUAACACCAUCUCACGAUGACCCCGCUCAUCCGCCCUUCGACCUCGGUCUUUCCGGUCAGAACUCAUGGUUAAACUUCAUCUCCCAAUCCUCGAGUGCCCUGUUUCAGAGCGUGGCGGAUCUACCGGGGCUGCAAUACGGUACUGAUGGUUUGGUCAGAGGGUGGGAGGACGUACAUGAACUGGUUGAACAUGGAGGGGUGGGGUUGAAGAAGAAGGAUAGGAAGAGAUUGAAAGAAGUUAGGGAUAGACAUCCUAUUGAAACUUUGAUAGAGCUUGGGAAACAAAGAUGGGAAACUCUGCUGGCUAGACAAAGCAAAACCCUCCCUCAAGCAGUGACAGAAUAUACCAGACGCUAUAAUCGUGCACCUCCUAAAGGUUUUGAGGAAUGGUGGCAGUUCUGUAAACGGAACAAAGUCCGUAUAGUCGAUGAUUAUGAUCAGAUCAAUCGGGAUAUAGAGCCUUUCCUAGCAUUGUCGCCAGAGCUGUUCAGGAGACGACUGAUUAUCCGCCGCGUGGACCUCUCCCCAACAACCGAAUCUAUUCUCUCGGGCGAACGUGCGGUCUCCGUCCGUGCCAAAGCUCUUUUCAAUCUGCUUGAACCUAUCGCCCAAUACUUCUACACUGAUGUCACUUUCUAUGGCUCAGAUCAUGAUAUGGGCAAAAACCUUUUGGGUGACGAUCAAAGGCAAGCUGCUCUCGAGGCAGUGAGAGAGGGUCGAUUUCUGACGGAGAUGGAUUUGAAGGGAUAUGAAAAGACGCAAGGGAGAGUAGCAGUGGGUGGUCUGGCUAGUGCCUGUCCGGAAGGAAGUCCGGCUUGGAAUAGGAGUUUAGAUAUCCAGGAGGGGAGGAUGGUGGGGCCUUUGACAGAGAGGGAAACGACAUUCAUAUAUGACCAUCAAACGGCUUCUGACUUUUGUGUCCAUCCCCGUCUUACUCAUCUUCACGGAGCUCUGUCUUUCGAUACACCUCGUGAUACCGUUCUCCGACCAUUAUUCCAAUAUUCCAAACUUAGUCUCAAUCCCGAAUUCCUCACCACCCCCUUGGAGGCCUUUGCAAAUCUCUCUUCGUCCGCGGCUCAGGAGAAGUACUCGCCAUGGGAAGAAAAAACAGUGAACAAGUUGUUUUGGCGUGGGAGUGGUACGGGUGAUGCAUAUAGUAAGAGGAAGAAUUACAACUGGAGACAGAGUCAUAGGACUCGAUUAGCUUUGAUGGCUCAACGACGAGAUGGUGAUGAGGAAGUUUGGGUGAAAAGAGGGAGGGAGUGGGAAAAAGAGAAAUGGGGUGUGGGGAAAUUGAAUGAAGCUUAUUUGGAUGUCGGAAUGUCGGGAAAACCACAUCAGUGUAAGCAAGAAGAUGGAACAUGCGACGAGAUGGCCUCAGAGAUCAAGUUUCUCGAUCGGGUUCCUCAAGAGAAAGCAGCGCAGUAUAAAUACGUCUUCGAUGUCGAUGGUAAUGGCUGGUCAUCCCGUUUUCAUCGUCUUCUAUCCUCAGGAAGUGUUGUUUUGAAAUCGACUAUAUAUCCAGAGUGGUACUCUGAUUGGAUGAUACCGUGGUAUCAUUACAUUCCAUGCAAAGUUGAUUAUUCCGAUAUAUACCACAUCAUGUCUUUCUUUUCUGGUUCACCAGAGGGUCGUGUAGCUGGACGUGAUGAUCUAGCCCGAGAAAUAGCGAUGCACGGGAGAGAGUUUACAGAGGAAUUUUGGAGAUGGGAAGAUAUGCAAGCUUACAUGUUUCGAUUGUUACUAGAAUACGCCCGAUUAACAGCUCCAGAUCGACAAACCGCUUCAUAUCAUAAAUCCUACACUUGA
Messenger RNA from Tremella mesenterica DSM 1558, 1902 nucleotides. RefSeq lists its product as uncharacterized. The transcript has 9 exons. NCBI's taxonomy places the organism in Eukaryota, Fungi, Basidiomycota, Tremellomycetes, Tremellales, Tremellaceae. The record is from RefSeq and is a predicted model, not a curated record. The coding region runs from base 1 to 1902 and encodes 633 amino acids.